Trichechus manatus latirostris (Florida manatee) is the source of this 3274-nucleotide messenger RNA. It is a transcript of the gene ZNF438, whose product is annotated as zinc finger protein 438. Gene Ontology annotation, biological process: regulation of transcription by RNA polymerase II. Gene Ontology annotation, molecular function: DNA-binding transcription factor activity, RNA polymerase II-specific; sequence-specific DNA binding. The record is from RefSeq and is a predicted model, not a curated record. The coding region runs from base 1 to 2577 and encodes 858 amino acids. The transcript is spliced from 3 exons. Gene Ontology annotation, cellular component: nucleus. NCBI's taxonomy places the organism in Eukaryota, Metazoa, Chordata, Mammalia, Sirenia, Trichechidae.
AUGGAGGGAGUACUGGGGGUUUACCUGGAAGAAGAGUGUGGGAACAGCAAGUGCGAAGGCUCUGAGGAGGGAACGUGUCUGGGCUCCUUGGGGAACCCGUUCUGUGCAGAGGAAACGUUCAGGUGCGUGUCUGAACUCUCAGCAGCAGAUGGUGACACAACGGUGACCUCCUGUGUUGUCAUUGCAGGUGACUCAGACGCCCCUCCUGGGACAGUACAGAGCGGCAGAGGUGUGCCGAGCAAGAGCCAGUUUAGGAGCAUUGCACCCAAGAUUCUGCCCAAAGUCCUGACCUCCAGGGUGCUGCCAUGUCAUUCCCCGUCACUCUCUGACCACCCUCAUCCGGGGCCCUCCGUCAGCUCCCAGCCACUGGUGAUGCCCUCCCAGAACUAUGCCCUGAUGCAGGUCGCUGGCCAGGAGGGGACGUUUUCCCUUGUCGCUUUGCCCCCUGUCACCUCAGCGCAGCCGGGCCAGAAACCCAGAAUGCCCCUGCCUGAAAACCUUAAACUGCCUAUUCCUCGGUACCAGCCCCCGAGAAAGGACAAGGCAUUGAGACAGAAGUCCAGCCCGAGCUCCCUGGAGAGAAGCUACAGCAAACCUCCCACCCAAAGCCAGCCGUGCCCUCGGAUGCCCUGUCCCCCAGCCAGCCAGCCGGAACUCCCCCACAACGCCCCAGCCCCUGAGCCGGCGCUGUCACGAGAGGAAGCCCCGGCUGCGGUGCCUGGUGGAGGUGGCCCCCGUGCCUCGGGCCCUCCGCUGAUGCCCAGCCGUGGAGCUGUGAACACUGCAGGCACCCUGCGCCCGUCUGCCCCCCGGGAGCCCACAGUGGAGCAGGCCUGCACGAGGAUUUCAGGGAUGGCAAACUGGACGAGCAAGAAGACCCGCGGUAAACCUCCCGCGGCCCAUUUGGCGAAAGCCAUGACCAGUUUGUCCCCGGCAGCUGUGGGCGGUGCAGUUCCGGUGAGCUCCUCGGUCGCCAGCGGUGAGCUGCCCAUCUCACCCUACUCAAGAGUGAACACAACAGAGGUUUGCAAAAUUGAGCACACUGCAGAUUUGUCUUUACCUGGGCACAGGGCCGACUCCUCCAUCCCAGAAGGCUUUAAAGUAGCCACCAAAAUGGCUGACAAGACCCCUGUGCCACAGGUGUCGAGGCAAAGCCCCAGUGAAAGCGCCUUCUGUCCAGCCCCCAAGCUAGACCCCAGCCACAAAGCAAAACUGAGCGGCGGGGCAGCCAGGAGGAGAGCGAGGAAACGCAAGCUGCCCGAUGAGAUCUUGACGUUUCAGGGGAAACGGAGGAGAUGCGUCAUUAAUAAGUGUAGAAACGGUAAAGAAAGAGUAAAAACCGAUCUCCAAGAAUCCACAGAGCAAAGACCUGUGAAAAAGUACCGCAGCAUCAUGCCCAAGCCCAUCCUUGUCAUGCCAGCACUGGCCGCCCCGGCUUCUCCUGCAGCCACGCUCCAGUCCCCAACUCCCGGCGGCCAGGGGCAGGACGCGGCGGGAAGUCACCCGCACAAUUCUGAAGCCCUCGGCGGUGAGCGGAGUGACAGUCCUUCCACUAAGCGCAGCUCUGCCUUCAAGAACGGAUGUGCUGGCCUGAGGAAGCCUCGGCACAGGUGUCAGGUCUGCAGCCACCACUUCCAGUUCAAGCAGCACCUCCAAGAGCACAUGGACACACACACUAACAGACAGCCUUACAGCUGUCGUGUCUGCCACAAGACCUACGUCCGUCCUGGCAGCCUGAGCACACACAUGAAGCUUCACCAUGGCGAGAGCCGUCCCCGGAGACUCGUCUGCUGUGAGUUUUGCGCCAAAGUGUUCGGUCACGUCAGGGUCUAUUUUGGCCAUCUGAAAGAAGUGCACAGGGUCGCGAUCAGCACCGAGCCCUCUCCCAGCGAACCGCAGCCAGGCGACAUGCCAAAGACCAGAGACCCUAGGGUGCGAGGGACCGAGGGCCCAGCGCAGAGGGAAAACAAAUCAAGCCUGGAAGAAGACCCCUUUCUAAACCAAGUGGACGAAGUCAAAUUACAAAUCAGAUGUGGCCGUUGUCAGAUCACUACCCAGUCGUUUGCAGAAAUAAAGUUUCAUUUGCUGUAUGUUCACGGAGAGGAAAUUCAGGGCCGAUUACAGGAAGAGAUUUUACCAGGCAGCAAAGGAGCUCAGGAAGAACUGGUUAAACAUGUUACUCCUUACCAGAAACAGUAUCCCGAGAGAAGAAAGCUAGUUAAGCAUUGUUCCUCUGAGGAGGACUUAACCGCGUUUCCUAAGUUGAAAAGGCAACUCCGCCUUCAUCAACAGACUAACAUGCAGAUACAAAUGAAAAAUGGAGAAGCCCAGCCGGGAGCGAGUGCGCCGGGAGAAGGCCCCCAGGGCCCUACCCAUCCCACUCCUGACACCAUCGUCUUUUGCUCCCAUUUGGGCUUCAACUGCCUCCUCUGCGCACAGACCCUGGGAAGGAGAGAGGAACUCCUGCUGCACUGGGGGCAGCAGCAUAAUUGUGAAGACCCUUCCAAGCUCUGGACAAUUCUAAAUGCAUUCUCCCUCCGGGGGGCAACUGAGUCUUCCAGUGAAAUUGAAAAAUGAAACAGUGUAGACAGAGGGGGGUUAAGGAAGGCCUUACACGCACCUUUCUCCGAAAGCUUGUGUUUUGUUCGUGGUACUUAAUUAUCAAACCAAGCAAGUUCGGCUCAGCAUUAAUGAACAGAAGUGACUUUGUACAUAGUUUUAUUUUCUUAUAAAAUCCAUGCCCUUGGUGGAUCUUUUUCAGCCAUAUGCAGACUUUACUUUAAAAUUCUGUGUACCAACCCUCAGUGUCUUAGCCUUCCUUUCAGAAUAAAUGAAAAGUACCAGAUUUGGAGACUGAAACUUGGAGGUUUAUAGGCUGUUCUUCAAAUACAGUUUUCAGUGAAAACACGGGUACGCGUCCUUCUGUUCAUACGCUUUCCGCUUACUAGGCUGACCAACGUUCCCACGUGGCAAAACUAUCUUAGUCUCAAACAGUAUCAAGUUGGAUGGUAAAUGUUGAUAUUUAUUAAAUUCUCUGGUGUAUUUGAAUAUGCUCUACAGCAGUAUAUUUAAUAAGGUUGUCAUCUAUCAUAAUUGAAAAUCCGUGUUUUCAGGUCUUAGUUUUUUGUUUUGUUUUUUUUAAUUCUGCUAUUUUCUUAAACGCACAUUGCCUUGAAGAUUAGUUGUUGGCAAGUCUUAUAGCUGGAGUGUUCCACAUCAAAGCAAUCAAAAUUUUUAUAGUACUUCAGCUAAAAAAAAAAAAAAAGAAAGAAAA